GUCAAGAGAUUAGACUCAGAGCAAGGAAAUAAAAGGGUCAUGAGGCUCAUCACAUGCCUGCCCAUUUUGGUUCUCUGGGGAAUAAAUAGCGCUGAAAGCUGUCCUGAUAAUUGCAGGUGUACUCAGAAAAAAAGUCCUGAAAGAUCUGAAGUCAACUGCCAAAAGAGAGGAUUUUCUACAUUCCCAUCCAAUCUCCCUAUGGAUACAUGGGUUUUGAAAAUGGGGGAAAAUCGAUUGGAAGAUAUUCGUCCAAAUAUUCUUAGUGUGACUCCAAAUAUUGAGAGUGUAAACCUUGAACGCAAUGUGAUCAAAUCAAUCCAUCCUCAAGCUUUUACUGGUGGGAAGAAAUUGAUGCUUCUGAACUUGUAUGGAAAUCAGAUCAGCAAAUUACCAUCGAAAGGUUUCAAAGACCUCCUCAGUUUACGCUUCCUUCUUUUGGGACAGAAUCAGAUUGCCACUAUCAAAUCAGAUAUGUUCACUGGCAUGAGAAACCUAUCAGAUCUUGACCUUCCUCUUAACUCUCUAACGGCACUCCCCCCCAGUGGUUUCAAACCAUUAAUUGCUCUCAAGGUACUGGACUUGGCUUUGAAUAAGAUUCAGAAAAUAUCCCGCAAAGCUUUUGUUGGCCUCCAAGAGCUACUCUUCCUGAACUUAGACAACAACAAUCUGAAGAACAUCCCUAUUGGAACUUUCAAGCCAUUGACUGGGCUAGAGAUGCUAGUUCUGGAUCAUAAUCAUCUCACAACACUCACAUCCUCCACAUUUGAAGGCCUGUACAAUCUGCAGGAGCUGUACCUCAGGAACAAUGAGAUAGACAAGCUGCCAGCAGAUGUGUUUAGACACACACCAAAGCUCAUGCAGGUGGCUCUGAGCAGGAACAAGAUGCAAACUAUUGAUGGUAAUAUGCUAGCCAAUCUGCAGGGUCUGAAGGAAGUAUAUCUCCAUGAUAAUCCUUGGAUGUGUGACUGCAAUAUUAAUUCUCUGGUACACUGGAUAACUCAAGCAAAAGUUAACCAGUCGCCUUUAGAAAAAUUACAUUGUGUUGGCCCAGAGGAAUUCCGUGAAAAACCACUCCACUCUUUGACAUCUCAGAGCCUUCACUGUACAGUUUAGAGAACCUAUGUGCUGUUUCAUAGUUCACAUACCCCUAAAAACAAAUAUAGAGGUGUAUGAUUUCAUAUUAAUUACUUUGCUUUAUCUGCUAUUACUUCCUUUACAAUGGGAUGUUAAAAUGUAAUUUUGCUUAAAAUGCUAUCUUACAAUGCUGUCUUCAUGUAUGUGUUUUUGUAAAACCAGCUUAAAAUGAGUUUUAUAUAUAUAUAUAUCUUGAUCUCUGUAUUGGCUUGCUAGUGACAUUAGUGACAUUUUAUUGCUUGGUAGCACUGUGGAACAUCUUGACACUUUCUUAUCUAAUUACUUUAAAAUAAUAACAUGUAUUAUGGCCUUCUGACAGAUUAUGGAACUGUAUGACUUGAAGGGAGUAAAGAAGGGGUUACAACCAA
Messenger RNA from Alosa alosa (allis shad), 1502 nucleotides. Its product is annotated as leucine-rich repeat-containing protein 15. The transcript has 4 exons. Gene Ontology annotation, cellular component: extracellular matrix. NCBI's taxonomy places the organism in Eukaryota, Metazoa, Chordata, Actinopteri, Clupeiformes, Clupeidae. The record is from RefSeq and is a predicted model, not a curated record. Gene Ontology annotation, molecular function: protein binding. Bases 40 to 1113 code for a protein of 357 amino acids.